This is a messenger RNA of Coregonus sp. 'balchen', 15898 nucleotides long. NCBI's taxonomy places the organism in Eukaryota, Metazoa, Chordata, Actinopteri, Salmoniformes, Salmonidae. The record is from the annotation of a GenBank genome assembly.
AUGGAAGGGAAACAGCUCAGACAAGCUCCCCCGGUAACACUCACAAUUUACAGGCAACCUAUAAACCCCAAACUUUCCGGAGCGCUCUGCUCAAUCCAUAUGUCAUGACUGAUUUGCUACCCAUCCUUAACUCAGGCGAAACCUGGAGUCUCUCAGUUAUGGGAAUCGGAGCUUGCAAAGCUUUAUGGCCUUGGCUAACCUCCGGGGCGGCUAUGAACUUCACUAGAGCAUACACACCGUACCGCCAGCGACUAUGUGGUGAGUUGUGUAGAUGAGGGGCCAGGGGAAUACGAUGGGGGGGGGGCUCUUGUGGGCUCUUGUGUCUCAGAGUUAUAGUCCGAGGGAGUUACAUUGGCAUUCCGGAGAGGAAAAAUGGAUUUCAAUGAUCUCCUCCUAUGGAUGGCAGAGGUUUGUGCAGUGGUGGCUGUUGUGGCCUUCUCUUAAGGUAAUAAAAAGAAAAACAGACACCGUCCUCACAGGAGACCCUUCCGAAACACCUUGUGCCAGAAUGGUAACAGAAAAGAAGUCAAGCAUGCCCCAUAAACUUAAAGGAUACCGCCAUCACACUGGCUGGCGAAGCGACUAAUGGGAUUUCCCUGCUCUGCUCUGACUUCUUGGUAUUGGCCAAAAGUUACAAGCCAAUUUACACAGAGUUUGUCCUAUUUGAAACAGCCAUAGAGGGGACCCAUGCCUUAUUGUAAAAGUGACUGAUCAGUCACUAAGACCUGCCAAUGAGUAUACAGUAAGAACAGCAGUGUUUCCCCAGCUCUCUCGUGUUACUCAGCUUCCCUCAGUUGUUAUGCAACCAUUCAGCAAAUUAACAUCCCAUCAUCAUGAAGCCCUUUGAAAAGCCAUAACAAGACUAAAACAGGAGAGAACCUAACCUGAGGCUUUAAUUAAAGAUACUAAACGCUGGAAGCGCCAGGACUUCCCACGGUACCGUGCUUAUUUACCCAAGGGAACACCAGGAUCGUUUAUUGUGAAAGAAGCUCUCGGAGUGUGUUUGAAACAGGUGCCAAUUCUAGAGCAGUAAAUCGCUCUCAGGUAUCAACCAUCUUCCUGUACUUUUUUUUCUCAAAAAUGCAUUUGACACAGUAAGGCUGUGUGGGCUCUUCAAACGACCUCCAUUACACAUGCUCACCUCCCCCUCAGUUCAGAACCAAGGCUAACACCCCUUCUGAACCCUCAUUAGUAUUCUCUGCAGUGCAUUCGUAGCUGACCAUUACACCCCAUGCCCCGGGGCUAAACAUGGAGACUUGCGGUGCAUCUGAGGAGGCCAAAGAUGUUGAGCCGAGCCCCUGGAGACCCGCUGCCCUGAACCUGACUCCCUCUGCCCCUCGGUCCAAACUAAAGCCAAUCUACGAUAAUGUGACUGACUAGGGAAGGCAAAAUUCCAGGAACUUUCAAUAAAUUCCCUUGUUUUCCAGAAGUCCUGGUUGGAGGUUUCUGGAUUUCCUGCUUAUUCUUUCCUGAUUCCGGGAAUCCUCCAACCAGGAUUUCGGGAAAACCAGGGAAUUUAUUGAAAGUUCCAAGAAUUUUGCAACGCUAACAGUGACCUCUUGGGUCAGUGUGUCACGCACUACUGUCAAUGGUAGAUGUAUGGAGUGGGUUGAAUCAUGGUCUGUUGGCCUUUUAUGGAGAAGCAAAUGUAUGUUGCAGUAUGUAUAUUUGAAAUAUGUAACAUCCAGGGGGACUUUACUGUCAGUAUACAUCAGUAAUGAUAUAUAUGAGCCUAAGGCUUACUGUGAUACAUGCUUAAAUCAUAGCCAGGAAGUCUCAUUACAGGCCCAGUGCAAUCAAAAACGUUUAUAUAUAUAUAUAUAUUUCCACACUUUGAGGUUGGAAUAAUACUGAAAUUGUGAAAAUGAUAAUGCCCUUUUAGUGUAAGAGCAGUUUGAAAAGACCACCUGAAAUUUCAACCUGUUUUGGUGGGAUGGAGUUGUGGCCCUCCUGGUGGACAUCACCAGUAAAUACAGUAAAGUACACACACUAAGGGGUAAAAAAAUUAUGUUUUUGAGCAAUAUAGUGUUUUUUUAGACAGAACUGCAAACUUUAAGGAGUAGGGCAUUCAAGGAGUUGGUCUAAUGGAAAUCUGUGAUGUCAUUGGCCUCCCUCUUGCUUGAGGAACAAUAGAGUAGCAAUAGAGAACAAAAUAAGAAAGGCCCGCCCCCUCCACUUGUGCUAUGUAAUGACUUACCUGGGCUACCUAUUGAGAUGGGCCUCUUGUUAAGUAAAUCAGGUGAUAAAUGAGGUGAAAAGGAGACCAAUAAGAAGGAGAUUUCCAAACCUCUCUACCAAUAAGAGCUAGUUUUCUGUUUUCUCCUCCCCACUCAGACCACUCCCAGACAGUCCUAGCAAAAUUCUUGCUUGGGAAGUUGCUCUUUGCUAAGAAGCUAUUUUUGUUUAUUUUUGAUCAUUUUAAUUGAAAACAAUCACAGUAAGGUACUUAAUUUCUACCCAGAAAUGAUUUGAUAUAAAGAUAACAAUGGCUGCAUUGGACAUUUAAGAUCAAAUCUAGCCGUGUAAAUGAUUAUGCUCAUAUCUAAUGAUGCUAAACAAGCCGUUUGAAAAUAAUAAUAGCCAUUACAACUCAUUCUCUGCCCCCCUAAGAUGAAGUUCUCUCAAAGGAAGAGUAUUUAAGUGUGGUACAAAGCCCUUGAAGAUAGUGUGUAGACUACAGUAUGCAGUGUCUGCCUGGCUCUCGUUUCAACCUCACCCACUUCCUAAUUACCUCCAAUCCAUUCUCUUUCUUUUCACUUCUUCUUUCUUGCUGUAUUCUUUCAUUCCCCUCUACCCAUUCUCUCUCCCAACUGCUGUUCUCUUUGGCUAUGGAAUUUAUUGGCUGAGGGGAGUGAGCUCAAGCAUCCUCUCCCUGUCCUGGACAAGUCUGUCUGUCUGUCUGUGGCUCUCAGUUUGUACUGGACGGGUCAUUUCAUUAUAAAGCAUUACUCUUCAAUGAAGCCAUUAUACCCUCAUCAUCCUGAGCCAAAAUGAGAACCCAGAUGAAAUGAGAAAAGAGAUGAGUGAAAGAGACUGAGGAGCAGCGGAGAGUGAUAAAUGGAGUGAGAAAAUAAGAAAAAAAGUAGAGAAUCACUGGUGCUUUCGACAAGAUUCUCACAAAGGCGACACAGAGAAUGAGACAUCAUCUUUUCUUCAUACUGGUGACAUGACAUUUCAUCCCAGCAGGCUGGCCUCCAUCCCUUAUCCCUGACAGGACUAUUCUUUAUUUUGGGUGGCAUUAGCGCUGUGACACGCUGUGCAAGUGGAGCUGUGCUAGGGAAGCAGAUGCUGACUGGCUGCUUUGCACUGGGGUCAGUCCUGUCAUUAGGAUGAAGCCAUGUUGGUUGACAGCCUCUGGGGAAGCUACUGUGGUCAGAAGGCAAACUUGGAGAGAAGCCUGAGAAAGCACACACAGACAUGGCCACUGCUACUGCUACUGGCAGUAGUGGUACUGGUGUCAACACUAGACCUAACACUCACCGAUUCACCUCACACCUGGCUGUUCCAGCCUCUACAACCAGUCACCAUCUUCCCUCUAGCCUCUCCUCUCUGACCUUUCCAACCACACCUGUAAUUUCCUUUCUAGCCAUUAACCCCUUCUCUCCAUCCCUCUCUUUCUGUCCCUAUUAAACUAUUCUCUCUCGUUAUCGCCCUUCCUGAAACCCUCUACUCGACCUAUCUGCUCGCCAAUCUACUCGGUCACCCUUGCCGUUUGCUCCGUCCAACACUACUCGUUUCUCUCUGUCCCUCUCUCUUUCCCUCUCAUUUUCCCUCCCAUUUGUUUUUCUACCUCUCUCCUUUCCCUUUCCUAUCUCUCUUUCUCUACUUCCCUCUCCCUGUUUCUUUUCUUCUCCCUCUCCCUCAUUCCCUCGCUCUCUCUCCCACUCUCCCCUGCCAGUCCUUGGCUAACGUCUCUCCUCCCAGUCAUACCUGUAGGCAGCAGGUUGUCCCCCUGUCUCUUUAAUCCUCUCCCGUCAGGCGAGCGCACCUCUAGAUGGAUCAGUGGCUGAUUUGUGGCCUCCCAGUGUGUUCCGUCUGUCUCUGCCUGUCCUCCUGUCCUCCUGUCUUCCCGCCACGUACCCCACAGAGACCUGCAUCAUUAACAUGGCUUUCAGCUUUCACACAUUUGCUGCUGACUAACAGGCAACUCCUCAUCACACCCACACCUACUGCCCGUGUUCUACCACUGGACAGUGCAUGGGGAAUGAAGGCUGAUCGUUUUAAGCAUAUAACUUCAAAUACGUUUAAUCGGGAGUGUGUGUGUGUGUGUAUGUGUGUGUGUGGCAGAGAAUGUUUUCAUCUCAACAUCUACACUCAGGGACUUAAUGAAUCUCUGCUGUCAAAUAGGGGUCAUUAGAGAAAUGUGCUGAGAGUUGGUAAUGAUUAAUUAUUUGCUCAUUAUAAAUGGUGGGCGGCAGUUUAUAGAAUGGGGGGCAGUGUGGCUCAAAAGAAAGAUGACUUGAGCGUUUCACCUUCAAUGUGCCCCUCAACCAUUACUUUGCCACCCUACUCUAUAAUUAAGAUAUAUUCAUUUAAAGUUUUGGAGUGUUUUGUUCCAGAAGCUCUGUGCCCUGUAAAAAUGUUUUAAGGUAUGACACUGCUGAGCUGAGAGAGAGAAAUCUAGAAGGAUGGAAAUGAGAGGGCUACUUACACAGUGUUGGAAAGGGAUCACAGCAGUGAUUGAAGGAGGGUAUGAGGCAUGAGUUGUUCAGAGAUUUGACUUCAGUGCCGGACAGGGGUUGAGGUGUUCAUAGGCUUCAGUGCAGGACAGGCUCAUCAUGGAUGAAUGGUGUUGGAGAAGAGCUCAACUCUUCCACUGAAGGCAGGACAGGAUUUGACUGGGAAGACAAAAAACAAUAACACAAUACACUACACAGUUAGACAAAAGAGCUAAGAAUGAGUUAGUCCAAGCAAGGAGUAAAAUCAUUGAUGUGUAAUAAUGUGAUUGUGCUUGUGUAUGUGAUUGACUCUACAUACAGUAAUGAGAUAAAAUUAAUAGGGGUACUCACAGUGCUUGGAGGGGAAACAUUUAAUGUACCAGUGGAAGAGCGGGCACAUGAGACGUGGCUUCAGUUCAUGUCAGGUUGACAUGAAUAGUGGAGUGGAAUGGUCAUCACCUCUUAAAUCAGGGAACAGGGGGGGACUUAGCUGGAAAUACAAAUAGCAGAUACAUUCCAUUACAGCAGUGCCAUCAUUGGUUUGGGCAACAAGUUUCUCCAUAUUGUUAAACUCAGACAUUUCAGAAUUCACAAAGUCAAACACAGACUGCGCAUCUCGCCCACUUGACAUAUCAAAGUAGCUCAAGAAACUUUUCUCCCUGGGGCCUGGAGUUCUUCCUUUUCCGGUAACCUAACCAGGAAAACUCUGGACCCUAUAGGGUAUGACAAUGAUUCAUCAGUUGUAAAAAGGUUUUAUAUGGGCAUGAUGGGACCAGUUUUUCUAUAUGGUCAUAUGGUUUUAAAAAACUCUUGAAAAAAACUCCUGGCCCUGGGGGGGAUGAAAACCCUGUCAAACUGCAUCAACCUUAUACUUGUUCAUAGAAUUUGUGAUGAGUGUGAUAGAAGAAGUCAGGCACAGGAGGGUAAUCACCGAAUGCAGAGUUUAUUCCGUCGUACACACAUAGCGCUGGAUAGCGACAAACGAAACAGGCACAGGGGAAAUAUCUACCCCGGUAAUAACAAGGUACGAGUAGCUUCACUGCGCUACACUACUCUCACAAAGAAACAAUCACCCACAAGGACAAGGGGGGCAGAGGGAACACUUAUACACAGACUAAUGAGGGGAUAAGAACCAGGUGUGUGUGAUUGACAAGACAAGACAAAUGGAAUGAUGAAUAAUAGAGCGGCAGUGGCUAGUAAGCCGGUGACGACGAACGCCGAAGCCUGCCCGAACAAGGAAGGGAGGCAGCCUCUGCGGAAGUCGUGACAGAAUUAUAUUUAGACUAGACUAACAGGGGGGUUUCCUCUACCCAGACACAGAGACAACAACUGAUAGACAAUAUAACUCACAGGGCUGAGCUUGCUUUAUGCAGUUUGCAUCAUCUAAGCCUAUGCAACUGUAGGCCUCAUAAAAAAUGUACUCACAGUCUGUCAUCACUAUUAUGUUGAUUGAUUAAUUCCAGUUAAUUCUUUUGGAUUGAAAAGGUAUAGGCAGCCUAGCCAGCCCAAGUUAGAAUAUAAACCACAUUUGAUCACAUUCACAUUUUCUCCUGACAAACAAAUGGGCUAUACAGUGAGGGAAACAAGUAUUUGAUCCCCUGCUGAUUUUGUACGUUUGCCCACUGACAAAGACAUGAUCAGUCUAUAAUUUUAAUGGUAGGUUUAUUUGAACAGUGAGGGACAGAAUAACAACAACAAAAUCCAGAAAAAUGCAUGUCAAAAAUGUUAUAAAUUGAUUUGCAUUUUAAUGAGGGAAAUAAGUAUUUGACCCCUCUGCAAAACAUGACUUAGUACUUGGUGGCAAAACCCUUGUUGGCAAUCACAGAGGUCAGACGUUUCUUGUAGUUGGCCACCAGGUUUGCACACAUCUCAGGAGGGAUUUUGUCCCACUCCUCUUUGCAGAUCUUCUCCAAGUCAUCAAGGUUUCGAGGCUGACGUUUGGCAACUCGAACCUUCAGCUCCCUCCACAGAUUUUCUAUGGGAUUAAGGUCUGGAGACUGGCUAGGCCACUCCAGGACCUUAAUGUGCUUCUUCUUGAGCCACUCCUUUGUUGCCUUGGCCGUGUGUUUUGGGUCGUUGUCAUGCUGGAAUACCCAUCCAUGACCCAUUUUCAAUGCCCUGGCUGAGGGAAGGAGGUUCUCACCCAAGAUUUGACGGUACAUGGCCCCGUCCAUCGUCCCUUUGAUGCGGUGAAGUUGUCCUGUCCCCUUAGCAGAAAACACGCCCAAAGCAUAUUGUUUCCACCUCCAUGUUUGACGGUGGGGAUGGUGUUCUUGGGGUCAUAGGCAGCAUUCCUCUUCCUCCAAACACAGCGAGUUGAGUUGAUGCCAAAGAGCUCGAUUUUGGUCUCAUCUGACCACAACACUUUCACCCAGUUCUCCUCUGAAUCAUUCAGAUGUUCAUUGGCAAACUUCAGACGGGCCUGUAUAUGUGCUUUCUUGAGCAGGGGGACCUUGCGGGCGCUGCAGGAUUUCAGUCCUUCACGGCGUAGUGUGUUACCAAUUGUUUUCUUGGUGACUAUGGUCCCAGCUGCCUUGAGAUCAUUGACAAGAUCCUCCCGUGUAGUUCUGGGCUGAUUCCUCACCAUUCUCAUGAUCAUUGCAACUCCACGAGGUGAGAUCUUGCAUGGAGCCCCAGGCUGAGGGAGAUUGACAGUUAUUUUGUGUUUCUUCCAUUUGCGAAUAAUCGCACCAACUGUUGUCACCUUCUCACCAAACUGCUUGGCGAUGGUCUUGUAGCCCAUUCCAGCCUUGUGUAGGUCUACAAUCUUGUCCCUGACAUCCUUGGAGAGCUCUUUGGUCUUGGCCAUGGUGGAGAGUUUGGAAUCUGAUUGAUUGAUUGCUUCUGUGGACAGGUGUCUUUUAUACAGGUAACAAGCUGAGAUUAGGAGCACUCCCUUUAAGAGUGUGCUCCUAAUCUCAGCUUGUUACCUGUAUAAAAGACACCUGGGAGCCAGAAAUCUUUCUGAUUGAGAGGGGGUCAAAUACUUAUUUCCCUCAUUAAAAUGCAAAUCAAUUUAUAACAUUUUUGACAUGCAUUGUUCUGGAUUUUUUUGUUGUUAUUCUGUCUCUCACUGUUCAAAUAAACCUACCAUUAAAAUUAUAGACUGAUCAUUUCUUUGUCAGUGGGAAAACGUACAAAAUCAGCAGGGGAUCAAAUACUUUUUUCCCUCACUAUAAAUACAUAACAUUACCAAUUAGUUUACCCUGACCGGAUGGACAGGGCACAUAGGCUGUAUGCAGCUGCUCUUAUUAGUAGCCUACAGUUGAUCAGACUGAAAAAACAUCUAAUUUUCAUCCCAUACAGCAUGACAGAUCUCUAAUGUUUAGAUGUAGCCUAGGCACUGCAACAUUUAUGUCAUGAGUUUUUGCUUGUGUCUGUCCGGAGUGAUUAUGUGUUAUCACCAUUGAUAAAUAGCCUAAAUACUGGAGGAAAGUGGAAAGCCUACAUGAGCGCGCACGAAAAACAUGCGCUGUCAACCUCUCUUUUUAAUCUCACUUUUAAUGGAUGAUGCGAUGGAAGCGAUCAAGUCAUUCUGAAUUGAUUUCGACAUCCCUGAGAAGACAGUAGAAACGUCCAUAUGAUCAGCAAGUAAAGCAUUGUAACGUGCAAUUACCUCUGCAAGCUCCUUGUAGUUGUCCUUGUUAGCUGAACUUUCCGUGUAAUUGUGCCCUUAAAAGCCAAUUUAUGCUUCAUCAGAAAAUGUGGUUGAAGGCUUCAUAUGGAGGGUGUGCCGCAUUGCAAAACAUUGUGUUUUAAUCAGUUAUUUGGUGACGUGAAUAUAUUUAGUAUAGUUUUGUCUAAAAGGAUAUAUUUUAGAAUGUUUCAUUAUUUUUUAUUUUUCUGAAAUUCACUGAGUAAGAUGGUCCUCCCCUUCCUCCUCUGAGGAGCCUCCACUGGUACACACAUGCACACACGUACACACACAAACACGCACGCGCGCGCACACUCGGACACACUUGGACACACACUCACUCUUGUCAUUAGUUUAUCUUAAGCGCUGCUUGUAGACCUUUAUAACAACAGAAGUGCAAUGAGCUGACAUGAGGUGAGUGAGAUUGUGAGAGUGUUGCUGAGGGAGGGAGAGUGUGGCUUUCUGCCCUGUCCCCUCCCCUUCCCCCACACUGACCACGGGAGACUGGAACUAGGUGCUUUGAUCACAGCAGCUCACAACAGCAACUCCUAUCAAUACAAAGGAACACAUGGCCAUGGAGCAGUAUUCUGAUUAGUGUUCCAAGGGAAGUUUGUCUGUGUUGCUACCAAUACUUUUUUGCAGAUCAAUAUACAGUGGGGGAAAAAAGUAUUUAGUCAGCCACCAAUUGUGCAAGUUCUCCCACUUAAAAAGAUGAGAGAGGCCUGUAAUUUUCAUCAUAGGUACACGUCAACUAUGACAGACAAAAUGAGAAAAAAAAUUCCAGAAAAUCACAUUGUUGGAUUUUUAAUGAAUUGAUUUGCAAAUUAUGGUGGAAAAUAAGUAUUUGGUCAAUAACAAAAGUUUCUCAAUACUUUGUUAUAUACCCUUUGUUGGCAAUGACACAGGUCAAACGUUUUCUGUAAGUCUUCACAAGGUUUUCACACACUGUUGCUGGUAUUUUGGCCCAUUCCUCCAUGCAGAUCUCCUCUAGAGCAGUGAUGUUUUGGGGCUGUCGCUGGGCAACACAGACUUUCAACUCCCUCCAAAGAUUUUCUAUGGGGUUGAGAUCUGGAGAAUGGCUAGGCCACUCCAGGACCUUGAAAUGCUUCUUACGAAGCCACUCCUUCGUUUCCCGGGCGGUGUGUUUGGGAUCAUUGUCAUGCUGAAAGACCCAGCCACGUUUCAUCUUCAAUGUCCUUGCUGAUGGAAGGAGGUUUUGACUCAAAAUCUCACGAUACAUGGCCCCAUUCAUUCUUUCCUUUACACGGAUCAGUCGUCCUGGUCCCUUUGCAGAAAAACAGCCCCAAAGCAUGAUGUUUCCACCCCCAUGCUUCACAGUAGGUAUGGUGUUCUUUGGAUGCAACUCAGCAUUCUUUGUCCUCCAAACACGACGAGUUGAGUUUUUACCAAAAACUUCUAUUUUGAUUUCAUCUGACCAUAUGACAUUCUCCCAAUCCUCUUCUGGAUCAUCCAAAUGCACUCUAGCAAACUUCAGACGGGCCUGGACAUGUACUGGCUUAAGCAGGGGGACACGUCUGGCACUGCAGGAUUUGAGUCCCUGGCGGCGUAGUGUGUUACUGAUGGUAGGCUUUGUUACUUUGGUCCCAGCUCUCUGCAGGUCAUUCACUAGGUCCCCCCGUGUGGUUCUGGGAUUUUUGCUCACCGUUCUUGUGAUCAUUUUGACCCCACUGGGUGAGAUCUUGCGUGGAGCCCCAGAUCGAGGGAGAUUAUCAGUGGUCUUGUAUGUCUUCCAUUUCCUAAUAAUUGCUCCCACAGUUGAUUUCUUCAAACCAAGCUGCUUACCUAUUGCAGAUUCAGUCUUCCCAGCCUGGUGCAGGUCUACAAUUUUGUUUCUGGUGUCCUUUGACAGCUCUUUGGUCUUGGCCAUAGUGGAGUUUGGAGUGUGACUGUUUGAGGUUGUGGACAGGUGUCUUUUAUACUGAUAACAAGUUCAAACAGGUGCCAUUAAUACAGGUAACGAGUGGAGGACAGAGGAGCCUCUUAAAGAAUAAGUUACAGGUCUGUGAGAGCCAGAAAUCUUGCUUGUUUGUAGGUGACCAAAUACUUAUUUUCCACCAUAAUUUGCAAAUAAAUUCAUAAAAAAUCCUACAAUGUGAUUUUCUAGAUUUUUUCUCUCUCAAUUUGUCUGUCAUAUUUGCCGUGUACCUAUGAUGAAAAUUACAGGCCUCUCUCAUCUUUUUAAGUGGGAGAACUUGCACAAUUGGUGGCUGACUAAAUACUUAUUUUCCCCACUGUAUGCACGCACCACUUUUCUGUUAUUUAUUUUUUUGAAUUUUUUGAAACAAGUUAUUUUUUGAAUUUCACUUCACCAAUUUGGACUAUUUUGUGUAUGUCUACAACAUGAAAUCCAAAUAAAAAUCCAUUUAAAUUACAGGUUGUAAUGCAACAAAAUAGGAAAAACGCCAAGGGGGAUGAAUACUUUUGCAAGGCACUGUAUGUGGGAAGGUGGGAUUUAAAACUGUGAAGUGGUUCUGAGCAUAAUUUGUUGCUGAUUAAUGGCAGAAAUUAACAAUUUCUCUGAACCUCGCCUGCCCAGACCGACAGAGGUGAACAGUAAUAAGGAGUUGAUAUGGAGAGCUGUUCAUAAAAGAUUACGUAGGCUCUUUUAUAUUUUAUGAUGGAUUUCUGGUGUUACUAAAAAACCACCACACCUCAUUUCAGUUUGACAUGAAAUGUCACAGGUUUGUCGCUAGUCCGCUACAUAGUGGACUUUGAAUAAUCUUUCAUGUAAAUAUGCUUUUAUGUUUUCCAGCUAGAAAGCGUACUGUUUGGGGCCAGAAACAGCGACUGUGGCCCUAAGCUUCGAGGCCAUGAAUUGCUUCAAAGGGCGUUUUGGACAGGAUGUGGAGAAACAGGACAAAAAGCUGUCAAAACCAAGAUGGGAUACCCCCAAAAACAAGGUGAUGGAUGUUUUGAUGGAAGUGAUCAAUUUAGCAAUAACUUAUUUUGUUAAAUCACACAGUCAUUUCUCUCCAUCUUAUUUAACCCCUUUCUUUCUUUCUUUCUUUCUUUCUUUCUUUCUUUCUUUCUUUCUUUCUUUCUUUCUUUCUUUCUUUCUUUCUUUCUUUCUUUCUUUCACAUGAACAACACCCAGGUGCCCACAGACCGGACCAUGGUGGUGGGCGGCAGGCAAGGUGGGGGUGGUAAAGGUUCCAACCGUUCAGGAGGCACCCUGAGGAAACGGCGGCAGCGAUACGUGGAGAAGGACGGCAAGUGCAACGUGCAUCACGGCAACGUGCGCGAGAAAUACCGCUACAUGACAGACAUCUUCACUACCCUGGUGGACCUGAAGUGGCGCUUUAACCUGCUGGUGUUCACCCUGGUCUACACAACCACCUGGGUGUUCUUCGGUCUCAUCUGGUGGCUCAUCGCCUACAUCCGCGGAGACCUGGACCACACUGAUGAUGGAGACUGGAUCCCCUGCGUCAACAACCUCAACGGCUUCGUCUCCGCCUUCCUCUUCUCCAUCGAGACGGAGACCACCAUCGGCUACGGCUAUCGGGUCAUCACUGAUAAAUGCCCAGAGGGGAUUCUUCUGCUGUUAGUCCAGGCCAUCCUGGGAUCCAUCGUCAAUGCCUUCAUGGUGGGAUGCAUGUUCGUCAAGAUCUCCCAGCCCAAGAAGCGAGCCGAGACGCUCAUGUUCUCCCACAAGGCGGUGAUCUCUGUGAGGGACAGCAAGCUGUGUCUGAUGUUCAGGGUCGGAGACCUGAGGAACUCACACAUUGUGGAGGCCUCCAUCCGGGUCAAGCUGAUCCGCUCCAAGCAGACCAAGGAAGGGGAGUUUAUCCCGCUCAACCAGACGGAUAUUAAUGUGGGCUUCGAUACGGGGGACGACAGGCUCUUCCUGGUGUCACCACUCAUCAUCUGUCACGAGUUCAACGAGGGCAGUCCCUUCUGGGAGAUCUCCCAGGAACAGCUGGAGAGGGAGGAGUUUGAGGUAGUGGUCAUCCUGGAGGGCAUGGUGGAAGCCACAGGUGGGUUCUUCUAAUUUAAGGUCAGAUUUGCAUCUCCUGCUUAAUGAUGAAGAUUUGGAUUGGGGGAGGGUAAGCUGAUCCUAGAUCUGUGCCUACGAGCUUCUACCUGGAGAGAUUUUUAUUAUAAUCAUAAUGAUGUAGAAAAUGAUUAUUAAAAUAACAUUAAUAACACUAUAAUUACAGGUACUUUAACUUAUAAUAUGAGAAUCCAAUGCAGGUGUGUGUGACCCUGUUUAUAAGCAUUCAUUCACUUGGUGGGAUAAAGGGGAGGCAGUCGACAGGAAUCACUCAAGACUUGCAGGGUAUCACCAAUUAACGUUGGCUGUGAAUGCACUUGACAAGGACUGCAAUUACACUGUCCUAAAUGACCACAGCAUUGUCCUGUAUGCUAAUAACCUCUAUUGGUGUAGUCUGGCUCCUGGUGAGAAGCAGGAGGGACUCCAGGGAAGCCCGUCUGUGUGUUUGUGGGAGAAUCCCAGACCUGUCAAUAGCACAGCCUCUGGGAAAUUAAACGAGCAGAAGAUGUUGAGGGAAUUCAGGUCGGAAUGGUGAUUGAAUUGGGUCGUUCCACCAAUUUGGUGCCUUUUGAGAAGUGUAACUUGGUCAAAAUAAACAUUUGAUUUCACCUAAUUCUGUCAUAAAGAGCACAUGUUCAACUUAAUAAAAAACAAGUUUUCCCAUGUCAAGAGGAUAAAUAAAAUGAAAAAGACUAUAGUAAGUGCCUAUUAAGUGCCAAAUAAAGUAACAGGGUUGAACGUAACAGGGUUUACGAUUUCUUCUUAAAUCAGCCAUAAAUCCCCUUGUUCUGUGCAACAAGGAGUGGCAAUUGAAUGCAAAAAAAUGUAAUUGUUAAAACAUUUCUAGCCUGUCUAUCUAUGGGUAACAGGGUUGACGUGUUAUGUUUGACCCGCUCAGUUUUCCACCACAAAACAGCAGAAAAUGGCCAAAAAGAGUAGAACCAGCUCACCUGCUUUUACUAUAUGAUUUGACUAUUAGAUGUUUAAUGUUUCUUUUAAAAAGGAAUAGUUUCACCAUAUUAAAACGAGAGUUCAGUUCACGUAACGGGGUUGACCUUAAAAUAAGGGACAGACGUAAAUGAAUCACUAAUCAUAUGAAAUAAAUAGUAAUCUUCAGAAUUGACUUUGUCAAAGCAACAAAAUAACUAGGGCUUUCAAUGAUGGUGAAACUUGGAGACAUUUUGGGAUUGUGGGUUAAAAUCUUCCUAGAAGUGACACAGGGUUGACAGAGAGACAUGUGAAAAGGCUGGAUUUUGGCACUUUAGCAAGCCUUUAGUCAUAUUAAAAUUAGGAUUGAUUGAAUUUUCCAUAUGGUCUAUAUUAAAGGGCACUUCAUUUAAUAUAACAGGCUUUUAAAAUUCAAUAUUGGUGCACAAUUUAUACUUAAAACAUCAAAGGGAUGCAAAAGGCACUCUUUUCAUGGAACGACCCAAUUCCCUUAUCCCUCCCACCGGCAAUGAUUCUCGGUCCAGGAGUGGGCGGUGGCAGUGAACUGAACUACUGUCGCUUUGAUUCAAAGACACACUGCAGGUGAUUUACCUUCAGUUUUGUUUAUGAGGAUGCAGACUGGGUGGGUGUUAUUGCUUCACAUUUGUUUUUGAUAUUCUACUCAAUAUAUAGACUUUGGUUUAACAGGGGGAUAACCUUUGAUCCAUCGCACAGCAAGGGCUGGUUUUUCCUCAGUAUCCCAUGUCAAUAUUGACGGUUUAGUCAAGGGGACAAACUAAAAUCUGAUGCGGUUUUGAAUUUUUAAAAGCUAUCGACAGCAGUUGGUUGUUUUGCUCUUUUCCCUCAGGAAGCAAACCCAAUCAGGCCUUGAAGUGGGAUUUGCCUGAAGUAGGAAAGAGUUUACUGGUUUGCUGUUAAUCUCUCAGGUGCUUAGAGAACGGAAGCUUCUGCAACGUAGACGCAGGGAGUCAGGCAGCAAGUACAGUUGGUGAGUUUAAUAACGAAGACCAUGAAGACAUACAAAACAAGAGACGCGUACUGGGCAUGAAAAACAAAACCAAUACUGCCUGAAGACUGAGGCUACUGAGGGCUAAAUAAAGGAGAAGGAAUCAAGGUACUGAUGAAGUCCAGGUGUGCAUAACGAUGGGGACCAGGUGUGAGUAAUGAUGGUUGCCAGGACCGGUGGUUAGUAGACCAGCGAGAGCGCCAGAACGGGAGUAGGCGUGACAACUGCGUUUAUCUCUUAUUCUUAUUCAUACUCUCAACUCAUACGGUGCUCAAAGGCUUUGUUUAGUUUUUCUAGAUGCUUCAUGAAAAUACAUAGGCUAAUUGGUAUGUUGAUUGUAUAUUAAGAAUUAUCAUCAUCAGGCUUAGUAUGUAGGUAUCCCACUCUAUACAUGAUACCAUUGAAUUGCCAGUUGUAUUUUUUCUUCAUUCAGCGGGCUGUUUAUAUUCAAAGAAGCACAGCUAUAUCAUUAUAAUUUAAUAAAUUUGAUGCAGGUGCAAUGCAAAUGAAGUGAUAUACAUUUACAUUAUGGCUGCUGAAAAAGAUAACUUGAUACAGUACAAGGUUGUGAAUCAUCCAACCCGCAACCCCUUACUUCUCUUAAUAUCAGUGUGUGUAUGUGUGUGUAUGUGUGUGUGUACAUUGGUCUGUCUGCCUUGAUAUACUCCUGGCGCUGGCUGUGCAUGGUCUGUCGGUUUGUUUCUUCAUUUCUGUGGAUAAUAUGUACUGUAAUUGAUGUGGUUCUUCAAGGUUCACUUGAGCAGAGGAUGAAAAUGCUGACAAGCUAUUUAUAGGCAAUCCACGUAUAAAUAUUCAGAAAGGUGUGUGUUUGUUUGUGUGUGUGUGUGUUUGUGUGUGUGUUUAUCUGUCUGUGUUUCUGCAUCUGUGCGUUUGAUGUGUGUACACGUGUGUGAUUGAAAGAGAAGAUGCACAUCUCUGUAUUACAACCACUCGUCAGCCUAUUUCCUUUUCCCAGUGAGAUCUUGUCUCACUCUCUUGUCUCAGUUGUUUUAAUACAACCCUGGAAACCCUGCUAAAAUGUUUGCACAAUGAAAGGAGUACAGCUCAUUUAAAGUCAGGAAGACAAAGCAUAGUGAAUCUUAAUUAGAUCCACAAAGCACAACGACCCAGCUUGGGUCCAGGUCUUAAGAUAGUUCCAUGACAAGGGAUUUAAAAAAAUAUAUGUUUAGAUCAUACCCAAUCACACAGUCGUUUCGAGUUCCUAUCCUCAAUUUCAUGUCAUUAAUGUCUGUCUCCCGCCCCCCUCUCUCUCUCAAGGAAUGACAUGCCAGGCGCGCAGCUCAUACCUAGACUCAGAGGUUCUGUGGGGGGAGCGCUUCACCCCUGUGCUCUCCCUAGAGGAGGGCUUCUACGAGGUGGACUAUGAAUCCUUCCACCACACCUACCCUACCCCGACCCCCACCUGCUCUGCCCGAGAGCUGGCCGAGCUGGACAAGAAGGGAGAGGCCAUCCCCCUACCUCCCCAGUCCCCACCUCCAGUCCUGGAGCCGCCCCCACCACGUCCAGAGAAGGAGGAAGACAGAGGGGAGGAAGAGGUGGGGGUGGAGGCGAUAGGGGAUGGAGAGGGGGAGAACGUUAGCAAUGGAGAUGCGAACAGGAUGGAUGAUGGGCAUGAAUGA